CUCCUUACCACCACCCGGUACCGACAUGGCGAUCUUUCUGAAACUUGCGUAACCAAAGUGAAAAUUCAGGAGUACGGAAGAGAGUACAGAUUUAAUAAAACAGAAACUCAAGACUCGAGAGGAAGUAAAAGUCAGGAGCAUCAAAGCUGCAGAAAGAAGAAAUACAUCAUUCAUUAGUGGCCUCUUGCCCGAGACCUAACCAGCAGGCUUGUAGAAGAUGGUGUGUGUGGGCUUGUUGAAUAAGGGAGGCUUAAUAGGGGGCACAAGACUCCUGAGACAGAAGCAAGUAUCCCUCACUGCCUCCCUGUUCCAAGGUUCACAACUGUGUCAGAAAUGCAGCAGUAAGAUUAAGACUGUGCAUCAGAAGGUGGAGGUGGCACCCAACCUGCGGAUGCAUGCAUGGCAGACCUAUGGCUACGACAGUGUGGAGGGCCUGGUGUUGGAGCAGGUGCGGGUGCCUCCUGUACUGCGGCCAUUAGAUCUGCUGGUUAAGAUUCACGCAGCUUCCAUCAACCCCAUCGACACAGCCAUCUUUGGCGGGUAUGGCCGAGAUGUGCUGAACAUGAUGAGGAUGAUUAGACAGCUGGAGCGUGGCACUGCUACCAUUACACCCACAGACUUCCCCCUCACUGUGGGGCGAGACUUUGCAGGGGAGGUGGUGAGUGUGGGCCAUAAGGUGCAAGGCGUUGGUGUUGGGGAUAAGGUGCUGGGGGUGGUGAGUCCCCAGGCCCAGGGAACACAUGCUGAGUAUGCCAUCACUUCAGUGUCCAAUGUGUGUUUGAUGCCAGACACAGUCACUCUCGAGGAGGCAGCAAGUGUACCUUAUGCAGGUCUCACUGCCUGGAGUGCUGUAGUGGUGUCAGGGCUGGUGACGCCUGCUACAGCCCCGAGGAAAAGGGUCGUGGUGCUAGGGGCCUCAGGAGGGGUGGGCACAUUGCUCUGUCAACUACUGACUGCUUGGGGGGCCCAGGUGGUGGGUGUUUGCAGCAAUGAUGCCUUAGGCUUGGUGACCAGCCUUGGGGCAGAUGCUCUGGACUACACAGACCCAGCCACCAAGGAUGUGCUAAGAACUGAUGGAAGAUUUGAUUUGGUCAUCAAUGCUGCUGGAGCUGAUGAUCUGGACUACCUGGAUGCCCUAAGACCCUGGAUGGGGUCCUCAUUUGUCACACUUUCUCCACCACUGCUACGAAACAUUGACAGUGAUGGGAUGAUACUGGGACUUUUGAAGAGUGUGAAGGAAGUAGUUUGCCGCAACACUUCAUCUCUGUCUGAGGGCCGAGCCUAUAAGUGGGCUUUCUACAUGCCCAAUCCAUGGGCUCUCAAUCAGAUUACUAAAAUGUUAUCAACAUAUAAGAUUCGCCCUAUCAUUGACAAAGUGUUCCCCUUUACUGAGGCCCCAGCAGCCUACCAACAUGUACUGAAGGGACACGCACGAGGCAAGACUGUGAUCACCAUGACAUGAGGAGGCAUGCAGUAUUUUUUUUUUUUUUUUUUUUUUUUUUUUUUUUUUUAUUAUUAUU
Portunus trituberculatus (swimming crab) is the source of this 1520-nucleotide messenger RNA. RefSeq names its product reticulon-4-interacting protein 1 homolog, mitochondrial-like. Gene Ontology annotation, cellular component: mitochondrion. Gene Ontology annotation, molecular function: oxidoreductase activity. The record is from RefSeq and is a predicted model, not a curated record. The coding region runs from base 218 to 1462 and encodes 414 amino acids. NCBI's taxonomy places the organism in Eukaryota, Metazoa, Arthropoda, Malacostraca, Decapoda, Portunidae. The transcript is spliced from 10 exons.